CUCAGAUUAUAAACACCAGCCAGCUUUUCCCCAUCUCCGCCCAGUACUCACCAUCCCCACCUUUUCCCUUUCCAUGGAUGCUGCAGCAACACUCUUCCUUUUUCUCAUCUUCCUACUACUUCAAUCACAAAAACUGCACUCCUUCAGCUGUGAUUUCAACUCCACCAGGCACCACCAUCAGCACAACCAGGUAAGCCCGACUGGCCGGCGAGUGAUCAUCGUUGACGCCAAUGGCUCCGGCGACUUCCUUUCAGUUCAGGAUGCCGUAGAUUCAAUACCAGAGAACAACACCAAGCACUUCAUCCUGCAGAUCAACCCUGGCUACUACAUAGAGAAGGUGGUGGUUCCGGCGACGAAGCCUUAUAUCACGUUUCAGGGAUCUGGAAAAGAGAAGACAGUGAUAGAGUGGCACGACAGAGCCAGCGACCGAGGUCCCAAUGGCCAGCAGCUCAGGACUUAUCAUACAGCUUCAGUAACUGUAUUUGCUAAUUAUUUCAUUGCUAGGAAUAUUAGCUUCAAGAACUCGGCGCCUGCACCAUUACCUGGAAUGGAAGGAUGGCAAGCUGCAGCAUUCCGCAUCUCCGGCGACAAGGCCUACUUCUUCGGCUGUGGUUUCUACGGAGCUCAGGAUACCCUCUGCGAUGAUGCAGGCCGGCAUUACUUCAAGGACUGUUACAUAGAAGGAUCCAUAGACUUCAUAUUUGGCAAUGGAAGAUCAAUGUACAAGAAUUGCUGGCUGCACUCAAUUGCAAGCAGGUUUGGGUCGAUCGCUGCACAGGAUAGGCAUUCGCCGUGCGAGCAAACUGGAUUUGCUUUUGUCAACUGUAGAGUGACCGGCACGGGGAAGCUGUAUGUGGGGAGAGCAAUGGGACAGUACUCAAGGAUUGUUUUUGCCUACACCUACUUUGAGGAUGUUGUUGCAGAGGGUGGAUGGGACGAUUGGGAUCACAAUGAUAGCAAGAAAAAUACUGCGUACUUUGGGAGCUACAGAUGCUGGGGUCCUGGUGCAGUGUAUGUGCGAAGUGCUUCGUGGGCGCGAGAACUUGAUUACAAAGCAGCUCGGCCAUUCCUAGUAAAGAGCUUUGUCAAUGGAAGGCAUUGGCUCGGCCCUAGGGAUGCCUAAACAGGAGUUUGAUGAGGAGACCUACUUGUAUGUUUAUCAGAGAUUCAUUUUUUUUCAGAGAAAAUAUUG
This is a messenger RNA of Phalaenopsis equestris, 1192 nucleotides long. RefSeq names its product probable pectinesterase 68. The transcript has 5 exons. Lineage: Eukaryota; Viridiplantae; Streptophyta; Magnoliopsida; Asparagales; Orchidaceae. The coding region runs from base 74 to 1123 and encodes 349 amino acids. The record is from RefSeq and is a predicted model, not a curated record. Gene Ontology annotation, molecular function: pectinesterase activity. Gene Ontology annotation, biological process: cell wall modification.